Messenger RNA from Lathyrus sativus (Indian pea), 324 nucleotides. The record is from the annotation of a GenBank genome assembly. Lineage: Eukaryota; Viridiplantae; Streptophyta; Magnoliopsida; Fabales; Fabaceae.
AUGGCAUCACUAACCAUGACAGCACCAUUCUUCGUCGGCAGCUCUGCGAUCGCCACCCGGUCUCCGGUGGCACCUCAGAGGAAACUGGUGGUGGCUAAUGCUGCUAGAGGAGUUGAAGUAGAAAAGAUGAAAGUGAGUUAUGAGAAUGAAAAGGAAGAAACCAAUGGAAGGAGGAACAUCAUGUUUGUUGCUGCUGCGGCAGCUGUUUGUUCUGUUGCUGGGAUGGCUUUGGCUGAUGAACCUAAACGUGGUUCUCCAGAAGCUAAGAAAAAAUAUGGACCUGUUUGUGUUACCAUGCCAACAGCUAGGAUUUGUCGCAACUGA